Syngnathoides biaculeatus (alligator pipefish) is the source of this 1235-nucleotide messenger RNA. Its product is annotated as cyclin-dependent kinase 4-like. Bases 1 to 909 code for a protein of 302 amino acids. Gene Ontology annotation, molecular function: cyclin-dependent protein serine/threonine kinase activity; cyclin binding; ATP binding. NCBI's taxonomy places the organism in Eukaryota, Metazoa, Chordata, Actinopteri, Syngnathiformes, Syngnathidae. Gene Ontology annotation, biological process: protein phosphorylation; regulation of G2/M transition of mitotic cell cycle; signal transduction. The transcript is spliced from 7 exons. The record is from RefSeq and is a predicted model, not a curated record. Gene Ontology annotation, cellular component: nucleus; cyclin-dependent protein kinase holoenzyme complex; cytoplasm.
AUGGAGAUCGGCGCAAGUCCGGUGGUCUACGAACUGCUGUCCCAGAUAGGCGAGGGCUCCUUCGGGAAGGUGUUCAAGGCCAGGGAGAUCGGCGGGACUGGGCGCCUCCUGGCGGUGAAGAAGUUCCACAGCGAGCUGUUGCCGUCGGCGCUCACCCACGGCCUCCCUGCGUGCAUCCUCCGCGAGGUGGCGCUGCUGCGUAGGAUGGAGUUCUUUGAGCACCCCAACAUCGUCAAGUUUUUGGAUGCGAGGGUCACAUUGGAGCCCAACGUGUUCGACCUCACGGUGGUUUUGGAGUACAUUGAUCAGGACCUGUCCGCUUACAUGUCCAAUGCCCCCCCCUCUGGACUCGGCUUGGACGACGUUAAGAGCAUCAUGCGGCAGCUGAUGCGCGGCCUGGACUUCCUGCACGUCAACAUGGUGGUGCACCGCGACAUCAAGCCGGAAAACAUCCUGAUCAGCAGCAGCGGCCUGGUCAAGAUCGCCGACUUCGGAAUGGCUCGCUUGUACAGCUUCAACAACGCCCUCACGCCAGUUGUUGUCACCUUGUGGUACCGAGCUCCGGAAGUACUACUCAACACUGGCUACAUGUUGUCUGUGGACGUGUGGAGCGCGGGAUGCAUCUUCGCCGAGCUCUUCCUGCUCAAGCCGCUCUUCCGAGGAACCUCCGAAGCGCAACAGCUGAAACUGAUCUUUGAGUUCAUCGGUUUGCCCAGUGAGGAUGAGUGGCCCCUCACCAGCUGCAUUGCCUACUCGCAUUCCCUCGGGCCCAGGGACCCCAAUCCUCCGGUGCUGGACUUGCUGAACCCCCACGCGAAAGACCUCCUUUUGGAAUGUUUGACUUUCGCGCCAGGCAGACGCAUCUCGCCCGCUGGGGCCCUGGCCCACCCCUUCUUCACCCAGGAAUGAAGGGAAGUACGCGCCCAGUUAGAUGUUCUUGCUCCAAUUGAUAAAGCGACCACAAGCACUUUAAAAUGGACACUUUUUGUUGUUAGUUUUGUCCAAGUUUCGUGUUAAAAGACAUCACUUUGUUGUUGCAAGUUACGGCUUUGGAGCCUGAUCGCUGAAUUCUGUCAUGUGUAACAUUUUUUUACUCAUGUUUCCAAGUUUGUGUAACAUUUUUCUACUCAUGUUUCCAAGUUUAUAACGAGCGUUGCCUUUAAGAGCAGCUCCCUCCUGGCUGGCAUGUAAUCUUCAAGGAGAAAUUCUUGGAAUUAAAAAAAAAAAAAAAAACA